Equus quagga is the source of this 909-nucleotide messenger RNA. Its product is annotated as putative taste receptor type 2 member 33. The record is from RefSeq and is a predicted model, not a curated record. The coding region runs from base 1 to 909 and encodes 302 amino acids. Gene Ontology annotation, biological process: detection of chemical stimulus involved in sensory perception of bitter taste; G protein-coupled receptor signaling pathway; sensory perception of taste. Lineage: Eukaryota; Metazoa; Chordata; Mammalia; Perissodactyla; Equidae. Gene Ontology annotation, cellular component: membrane. The transcript has a single exon. Gene Ontology annotation, molecular function: bitter taste receptor activity; G protein-coupled receptor activity.
AUGGUAACUUUACUACCCAGAAUUUUUUCCAUCGUAACAAUGACAGAAUUUAUUCUGGGAAAUUUCGCUAAUGGCUUCAUAGCACCGCUGAACUUCAUUGACUGGGUCAGGAGGCGAAAGAUGUCCUCAGCUGAUCAAAUUCUCAUGGCUCUGGCGGUCUCCAGAAUUGGUUUGCACUGGGUAAUAAUAAUAAAUUGGUACACGACUGUGCUCCAUCCAGUUUUAUAUAGUUUAGAAGUAAGAAUUUUUGUUCAUAUUAUCUGGGCAGUGAGCAACCAUUUUAACAUCUGGCUUGCUACUAGCCUCAGUAUAUUUUAUCUGCUCAAGAUCGCUAAUUUCUCUAGCCUUAUAUUUCUUUACCUAAAGUGGAGAGUUAAAAGUGUAAUUCUGGUAACACUAUUGGGGACUUUGGUCUUUUUGUUUUUUUAUCUUGCAGUGAUAUGCAUAGAUGAGAAAACACAGAUUAAUGUGUAUGAAGGAAACAUCACUGGGAAGACCAAACUGAGGGAUAUUUUACAUGUUUCAAAUAUGACUGUAUUUGUGCUAGUACACUUAUUACCAUUUUCUAUGUCCCUGACAUGUUUUCUGUUGUUAAUCAUUUCCCUAUGGAAACAUCUCAAGAAGAUGCAGCUUAAUGGCAAAGGAUACCAAGAUCCUAGCACCAAGGUCCACAUAAGAGCCAUGCAAACCGUGUUCUCCUUUCUCUUGCUAUAUGCCAGUUACUUACUGGCUCUAGUUAUCUUAAUUUGGAGUUCUAGUAGGCUGCAGAAUGAACUGCUUCUCAUGUUUUGUGAGGUUCUUGCAGUGCUGCAUCCUUUAAGCCACUCGUUUAUCCUGAUUUGGGGAAACAAGAAGCUAAGACAGGCCUUGAAAAACAUAAGAAAGAUUAUAAGAUUACCAUACCAUUAA